AGCGUAGCUUUAUCUAUAUGACAUUCUAGUUUGUGGGAUCAGUUAACGUUCAGAUGAUGACUUCCUUUCCUGCGGUGAAAUAACCAUUCUUUGUUGCGAGGGUUCUUUGCCUUGAGUCACUUGAAUUAAAUCCAAUUGUUGUAACAAGUCAAUUAAACUACAUGUACGUAGUUCAUUAAAGUGUGAAAGACGGAAAAACCUCUUAAGAUCAUUCCGUUUUGACACUUGACGCACAUUUGACAAAACGGCGAUCCUUCGUCAGGCCCAUGCAGGUCUGCAUUGACUACAUCUUUACAAGUACUUGAUUUAAAGUGACUAUCAAAUUUUGUGGAUAACAAGAUUUCUGAAUCAUUCGUAGCCGUGUUCAGGUCAAAGCCAAUGGGGUCGUUUAGGAAACUGUUCAUCUGGUCGGGACCAAGUCUUUGGAUAUUAUCCUUCAUCGUUGUUCUGUCAGCCAUCAUAGAGACCUCUGACGCUCAGAUUCAUGGGCGCAAUGGACCUUUUGAUCGUGUGACCCGUCUCCUACAAAGACAACAGGAUUCAAAGAGAGGUCCUAGUUUGGACUUAGAGCAGACCCAGCUAAUGAUAGAUACAUUAUUACAGAGGGUUGACUGCUAUAGCUCAACCAAUCCUGAAGUAUGUGAUUGGUGCAUACCAGCGGAGACGCUCUUCCGGAUAGUAGGGGUAGAUACAAGAGACGGUUACCUGAGCGAAGCAACAUUUGGUCCAGCUAGCCUGGUCAUCCUGUACUACAUCCAUGCACCAGAGGCGACAUGUACACUUGGACCUUCUACCGUUGGAACCAACGAUUCCUUCUCGUACAGAGAUUACCUUCUUGCACUGAGCGGUCUCAACUCGACGGGCUCCACUCCUAAACUCGGUUCUCGGAUAUCAUUCGGAAACGGAGCCAUGUUCUCGGAGGAAAAGUUGGAGCUACUUCUGAAGAGCAUCAAUAAGACUUAUAUACCAACAUCUUCUUUUCAGUGUUUUGAGGCUCACACACUGAUCAAAGCUGCCAGCAUCCCCGACGAACAUGAUAUCGCUCAGUCAGGUUUGGAGAUCUUAGCUGCCCACUUAGUUAGUUCCCUACUCCAUGGACACUGUAUUGGCGAGGGUCUUCUUGUCCCUCCUUCCUACUUUUCGGAUUACAUCUUCGACGAGUUUGGUAGCAACCAUAUCAUACGAGAGGCAGGACUUCAGCGUCUGCUUGGCAUUCUCGAUCUCGGUUUUGUUCUGACCGACCAAUCAGCAGAAGGUGGACAUCACGGCCAUGACCACGGUCACGACCACCAUGACCAUGACCACGCCAACAGUGGUCCUACCUUCGGCCGGGGAUCCACGACUGGCCAAGGACAGGGAACAGGACACGACCAUGGGCACGACCAUGGGCACGACCACGGGCACGACCAUGGGCACGGACCUGGCGGUCACGGGCCUACGAAUAAAACAACGGCGGUAACACCGACACUGGAUCCACAUGCCGGGCAUGGUGCUCAUGGUCACCACGACCACCAUGGACAUGGUCAUGGACCACCGCAUCAUUUCGGGUUUCUGCUGGAAAGAAACCUUAUCAAUGACCACCGAACCAAAAGAAGAGCAACACAUCUCAAUUCCCCAGGACACGAACAUCACGCAGAAAAUGACACCUUUCAGCAGUGUUAUUCUGGUGAUCAACUCUUGGAUAUAUUUGGUAUCAACGAGGCCCUGGGGAUCUCAGAGAGGCAGUUCAGUGAACUCUGUCCAGCUAUCUUACAUCAAAUCAUCACGGACGCUUGUAACCCCGACAGGCAUACUGAUGUGCGUCCUGUAGGGCCUUUGUCUACUGCGGAAGUGUAUGGUUAUGGAACGCUAGCGGUAUUCAUCAUCACGGCAUCAUCAAUAUUAGCCGUUCUUAUUCUACCCUGUCUCAGUGACCCGGUUCAACAAUACGUCAUACAUGCCUUUGUGGCCCUCUCCAUCAGUACUAUGUCGGGAGAUGCACUCAUGCAUCUUAUUCCACAGGCCAUUGGUCUUCACAGUCACGGUAACGAUGACGAACAUGAACAUCAUGCUCCAGAUGGUAGUCACGAUCACAGCGUGAUGUUGGUUGAGGUCGAUAUGAUGAAUAUCAUGUACAAAAUGGCGACGGUUCUGGGGGCUAUUUACUUCUUCUUUCUCUUUGAAUCCUUGAUGAAUGUCUUGUUUAGCAGAAAGAAAAGUGAAGAUGCGGAGACAAGAAGAUGUUCAAGAUUAGUAGAAGAUUGCGAUGAGAAGACAUCAGUAUUCAACCAACAAUCAGAGCAAGUGUGGCUGAAUGAUACAGACAAUGGCAUUCCCAAUCUUCCCGAACCUAGCACUUUAACGCCAUUAUCGAUUAACAUGAAUGGCAAUAAUGACGCGGAAGAUCGAGGUUUUGAGAGUCUCGUUCAAGAACAAAAGGAUGAAGAUGACAGAUCGUUUUUGAUGAGAGGAUUAACACCUGUUUCGAUCAUGGUGCUGUUAGGGGAUGCCUUACACAACGUGAUGGAUGGUUUAGUGUUAGGAGCGGCUUUCACGUCCAAUAUAUUUGUUGGAAUAUCGACGAGUAUUGCUAUAUUAUGCCACGAAAUACCACAUGAGCUCGGUGACUUUGGUGUUUUAAUAGAGAAUGGAAUGAGCAACAAACGAGCGGUGUUCUGGAACUUCGCCAGCGGUUGUUCAGCCUUCGCAGGUUUAUAUCUAGGUAUAAUUAUUGGGACGAGAGAGGGCGCCCAACAGUGGCUUUUCGCAAUCACCGCUGGCUUUUUUCUAUAUAUUUCAAUGGUUGAUUUGUUUGGUGGAAUGUUACGGAAAGGUGAUCACGGUCAUGGUCACUCUCACGGAUCAUCGUCGACUUCGUUGAAGAGAUCACCAGCGAUGAGUAAUAGACAUAGCUGGCUACAAGAGAUGGCGCUCAACGAAAAAUCAGAAAAGAGAUCCAAGCUGGCGGUUUUUAUCUGUCAAAAUAUCGGCUUAUUGGUUGGCUGGGCCCUCAUGUUUCUACUCUCAUACUACGAGGAAGACCUGCUGCAUUUGAAUAUAUUCAACCGUUGAGGAAGGUCACGUCCCCAUGCACUCCAUCUUUCAAUGACGUAAUCCUUCUUUCAGGAAACCCCAGACGAUUAUGUUCGAUGGAAGUAUCGAUUGAAGCGCUGCCUUUUUUAUCAAAUUUCCUUCUCCAUAUUUUUGGAACUGUUUAUCGGUAUUUUGUUGUUUUUAUUCAUUUUAAAUAGAAUACGUGGCUGGCGGGUUGAAAGAAGUAUUUGCUGAAUGUAUAUUUUUCGAAACGUGUGUGUGAUACAUAUUAUUCUUUACUCACUCAUAGCAUGUUUCUUACUACUGGAAUAAAGAUGGAACUUUGUGUCUUGUAUUCUGAGCAAAGAGACGUAUUCAUAAUUUCCUGGAGACCAGGAUGAAAUGCUUUAUUUUCUUUAUGUUUAUUUUUAAGAUAUACGAUAAAAAUCGAAUAAUUGUAGUUGUUGGAAAGGAAAAUGAACGAAAUUGAAUUGAAUGAAAUGAAAAAUUUAUAUGAGCUCUUAAACUACAGCAGAUAAGUUUAUAUAUUAAACUAGGCCGUGCAAAGUGCAUACAGGUUGUUUAAGUUAGUUUUGACUGUGUGAAAAGACAAUAAAAUUUCAAAACACGAUAUUAUAACCAAUUCUAUCAUCUUGUCAAUAUACUUGUUUUGAAUCUCAGAUGUAGGAAUAGUCCAUUAACAGAAAAAAGUGUAUAAAUGAAUGCAAACAACACAGUUACUUGCUAUGGAAGUCCGAAACUAGGAAGCUUUGAGAAAAUACCCAAAGCUACAACCUAUCUUUCAUUAAUUAUAAUGUAUGUUCGACAAGGCAUAUAAAGAUGAAGAAAUACAGCAAUUUUAGUCACGUUCAGGGUGUAAAUGUAAGAAGGUCCCAAAGUUAAACCGAUAUUUCCGAGGUGAAAUUUAUCUCCACUUUCACACAUCUGCUUUAUAACUGCAGCUGUUUUCUUUUUUUUUUCUUGAGUUUCACAAAAUCAUAAGCUCUCUGCACGUCCUGUAGUAACCGAAAGUUGAAAGGGAUAUCGAUAAGUGAAUGUUUGAAAGCCAAAAGAAUAGCCAUCAUCCUCUGUCUUGUUCUGUUGUGUCUUUCAGUCCGGUUUCGAAAUUGCUUAUCGAGAAUUUCACGACUCGUCUUUUCUUUCAGAUAUUUCCUAAAACUGGUGCCCGUUUCAUAAAGGACUUGCAACUGUUGUGACUUUGUCAUAAUGGCAACUACCAUGGUAACGGGGCUCAUGAGCA
Lytechinus variegatus (green sea urchin) is the source of this 4273-nucleotide messenger RNA. Its product is annotated as zinc transporter ZIP12-like. The record is from RefSeq and is a predicted model, not a curated record. The transcript is spliced from 13 exons. Lineage: Eukaryota; Metazoa; Echinodermata; Echinoidea; Temnopleuroida; Toxopneustidae. Gene Ontology annotation, biological process: zinc ion import across plasma membrane; intracellular zinc ion homeostasis. Gene Ontology annotation, molecular function: zinc ion transmembrane transporter activity. Gene Ontology annotation, cellular component: membrane. The coding region runs from base 379 to 3051 and encodes 890 amino acids.